Boleophthalmus pectinirostris (great blue-spotted mudskipper) is the source of this 8365-nucleotide messenger RNA. RefSeq names its product procollagen, type V, alpha 1 (gene col5a1). Gene Ontology annotation, molecular function: extracellular matrix structural constituent. The transcript is spliced from 66 exons. Bases 321 to 6308 code for a protein of 1995 amino acids. NCBI's taxonomy places the organism in Eukaryota, Metazoa, Chordata, Actinopteri, Gobiiformes, Gobiidae. The record is from RefSeq and is a predicted model, not a curated record.
GAAGACUUCUCGUGUUGCCCCGCUGGACUUGGAGGGGCUGUACGUGACGCUGCGGAGGGGGCGACACUUGUGCUCCAGGACAGAGCAGAGGAGACACGGGAGUCGCGGGAGUGACGGUGUCCAUCCGUCAAGCAGCUGGAGGAACCCCACUACCCGACCCUUAUGGCUGCUUGAGACACAGCGACAGACCCCCCCUUCCCCCUUUCUUCUCUUUCUCUGGGACUUUUGGUUUUUACUUUGUCGUCCACAGAACGUGUUGAGUCUAAAAAGUUUCUUCAGGUUGAAAGUGAAUCCACUUGCCGUGGACGUCUCUGGCGGUCAUGGAUACCCAUAUUAGGUGGAAAGUUAAACGGAGGAUAAGGGACGCUCAACUCACUUUAGUGGUGAUUCUGCUUUUUGUCACAUCGCAAGCAUUUUCAGUGGAACCAGUAGACCUCUUGAAGAUUUUAGAUUUUCACAAUUUACCGGACGGUGUUACGAAAACAACGGGAUUUUGCACACAUCGGCGGUCAACACAAGGACCUGAUGAAGCUUACCGAGUAGCCAAGGAUGCCCAGCUCUCUGCGCCCACCAGACAGCUCUAUACAGGUGAUGCGUUCCCAGAAGACUUUUCCAUCUUGGCCACAGUGAAGCCCAAGAGGGGUAGCCAGUCUUUCCUAUUGUCCGUGUACAAUGAACAGGGCAUCCAGCAGCUGGGACUGGAGGUUGGCCGCUCCCCUGUAUUCCUCUAUGAGGACCAAACAGGCAAACCCAGCCCUGAGGACUACCCACUCUUCAGAGGAGUCAACCUCGCCGAUGGAAAGUGGCAUCGGGUGGCCAUCAGUGUGCACAAACAGAGCAUCACUCUCAUUUUGGACUGUAAAAAGAAGACCACACAGAAACUGCUCCGAAGCCCCAACCCUGUUAUUGACACCAGAGGAAUUAUUGUGUUUGGAACUAGGAUACUUGACGAAGAGGUUUUUGAGGGAGACAUCCAGCAGCUAAUGAUUGUAGCAGACCACCGUGCUGCCUAUGACUACUGUGAGCACUACAGCCCUGAUUGUGAAGUGGCGGUUCCAGACCAGCCUCAGAACCAAGAUCCCAACACAGAAGAUGAUAAACCAGAUGAUGACCCCUACUACUAUGAAUAUCCAUACUAUGGAGAUGUGGAUGGCAAAGUUUAUGAAUCUACCACUGAUGCAGAGGAGACAACCGCAGAUGCAGAUAAGGUGACUGAUUCUGACAGCGUGGUGACCAAUGUGGAGAAGGCUUCACGAGGCGGCUCUAGUGCCACCGGUGUAGUGACAUCGGUCGUGUCUAGUUCGCCAUCGUCUGGUUCUUCUAGCAGCUCCUCGGCUUCAGCCAGUUCAACAACAGGAGAUGAAAACUAUGAAACCAGUCCCUAUGACAACUAUGACAGUUAUGACACCUACUACGACGAAUCUACACCACCUCCGGAGAAGGACACAACUGGCCGUUUCACCAUCACCAACAUCGGCACCGGAGGGGACAUUGACUUGGGUGCUGGGUCAAAGGUCGAACUGGAAACAGGGAGUGUCAUAGGAGGCGGAGGAGGAACAAUCAGCAUCACAACCAACAAGACAACAGUUGGUGGUGCCUAUGAAGACUAUGAUGGAUAUGACUACAACGUUGAUGGAUCUUACACAACAGGUGGAGGUGGCAGCACUUCUGUUCACAUUGGUGGUGGAGGCAGCAGCAGCAGCAGCAGCAGCAGCAGCAGCAGCAGCAGCAGCAGCAGCAGCAGCAGCAGCAGUUCAACCAUCAGUCUUGGAGGGGGCGACACAGGCAGCAGUUCUGUGUCAGUUGGAGGUGGUUCUGUCUCGGUCGGAGGAGGCACCAUUUCCAUUGGAGGGGGCUCUGUGUCUGCGGGAGGUUCUUCUGCCUCAGGAGGAUCGUCUACCACAGGGGCAGGCUCAGCAAGUGCCGGGGCAGGGGCUGGUGGAACCGGCCUGGGCAUUGAUGGCGAGCUCGACUAUGAAAUUGAUAAAUUCAAGGAGGAGGACAUUGAUUAUUCUGAUAGUGAACUUGAAGGGUAUGGCGCCUAUGAUGAGCUGGAUUAUGGACAGAAAGAAAAAGAGCUCCCAGCCGAGACUGAUGAAUAUUAUGGACAGAUUGAUGGUGCUCGUGGUGAAAAGGGACAGAAGGGUGAGCCUGCUGUCAUUGAGCCAGGAAUGCUGGUUGAAGGUCCAUCAGGGCCUGAAGGGCCAACAGGUCUCCCUGGACCCCCAGGUUCUUCUGGUCCUCCAGGCAGUCCUGGAGAUCCUGGAGAGAGGGGUGAUCCAGGUCGGCCUGGUCUUCCUGGUGCCGAUGGUUUACCAGGACCUCCGGGAACUGUCCUAAUGUUACCUUUCAGGUUCAGUGCUGGAGGUGACUCUGGACAAAAGGGACCUGCAAUGUCAGCUCAAGAAGCCCAGAUGCAAGCCAUUAUGCAGCAGGCCAGGCUGGCAAUGAGAGGCCCAACUGGUCCUAUGGGUUUAACGGGUCGCCCUGGCCCACUUGGACCUCCUGGUGUACCAGGUUUGAAGGGAGAAUCGGGAGAAGCCGGGCCACAGGGACCGAGAGGACCCAUGGGCUCUCCAGGACCUCCUGGAAAACCAGGUCGAAGGGGUCGAUCUGGAGCUGAUGGUGCUAGAGGCAUGCCAGGACAGUCUGGACCAAAGGGAGACAGGGGCUUUGAUGGCCUGGCUGGGCUUCCUGGUGAAAAAGGACACAGAGGUGAACCAGGUCCUGCGGGGCCCCCUGGUGCACCUGGUGAGGAUGGAGAAAGGGGAGAUGAUGGAGAGAUCGGACCCAGGGGACUUCCUGGUGAACCAGGGCCCCGUGGUUUGUUGGGACCAAAAGGACCUCAAGGGCCUCCUGGACCUCCUGGCGUGACUGGAUCAGAUGGACCACCUGGACCAAAAGGAAAUAUUGGACCUCAGGGAGAGCCAGGACCUCCGGGACAGCAGGGAAAUCCAGGUGCUCAGGGACUCCCAGGACCACAGGGAGCAAUAGGACCCCCAGGGGAGAAGGGUCCCACAGGAAAACCAGGUCUACCAGGAAUGCCAGGAGCUGAUGGUCCACCAGGUCAUCCUGGAAAGGAAGGGCCUCCUGGAGAAAAGGGACACAUGGGUCCUUCUGGUCCUCAAGGCCCCAUUGGUUACCCUGGCCCUCGCGGUGUAAAGGGAGCCGAUGGUGUGCGUGGCCUAAAAGGAAACAAGGGUGAGAAAGGAGAAGACGGCUUCCCAGGAUUUAAAGGAGAUAUGGGCGUCAAGGGUGACAGGGGUGAACUUGGACCUGCUGGACCCAGAGGAGAAGAUGGCCCUGAAGGUCCAAAGGGUCGUGCAGGUCUUCCAGGAGACCCAGGACCACUUGGAUCAACUGGUGAGAAGGGUAAACUUGGUGUUCCCGGGUUGCCUGGAUAUCCUGGAAGACAAGGACCAAAGGGAUCUCAAGGUUUCCAAGGGUUCCCCGGUGCCAAUGGGGAGAAAGGAACACGAGGAACAGGAGGAAAGCCUGGCCCACGCGGACAGAGAGGACCAACGGGGCCUCGGGGAGAGAGAGGGCCAAGAGGACCAACAGGAAAAGCAGGACCAAAGGGUAACUCCGGAAAUGAUGGUCCACCAGGACCUCCGGGUGAGAGGGGUCUGCCUGGACCUCAAGGCCCAACAGGAUUCCCUGGUCCAAAAGGACCUCCUGGACCUCCAGGCAAAGAUGGACUUCCUGGACAUCCUGGGCAGAGAGGAGAGACUGGUUUCCAAGGAAAGACUGGCCCUCCCGGGCCACCAGGUGUGGUUGGACCACAGGGGCCAACAGGAGAGACAGGACAAAUGGGUGACCGGGGUCACCCUGGACCCCCUGGCCCUCCUGGCGAACAGGGUCUACCAGGAGCUGCUGGAAAAGAAGGGGCUAAGGGUGACCCUGGUCCUGCUGGACCUGCUGGUAAAGAUGGACCUCCUGGGCAAAGAGGUUUCCCUGGAGACAGGGGCCUGCCUGGUCCUGUGGGAGCUCAUGGACUGAAAGGAAAUGAAGGUCCUCAUGGCCCACCUGGCCCUGCAGGUUCUCCUGGUGAACGUGGCCCAGCUGGCCCUGCAGGACCUACUGGGCUUCCUGGACGUCCAGGUCCUCAGGGUCCACCAGGCCCCGCUGGAGAGAAGGGCGGACCGGGUGAAAAAGGACCUCAAGGCCCAGCUGGAAGAGAUGGUAUUCAGGGACCAGUAGGGCUUCCUGGACCUGGAGGUCCGCCUGGGCCACCUGGGGAGGAUGGAGACAAGGGUGAGAUUGGAGAACCAGGUCAAAAGGGAAGCAAGGGGGACAAAGGAGAACAUGGUCCUCCAGGUCCAACUGGGCCCCAGGGACCUGUCGGAGCACCUGGUCCUGCGGGAGCUGACGGAGAGCCUGGUCCCAGAGGACAGCAGGGUCUGUUUGGCCAGAAGGGAGAUGAAGGGACAAGAGGUUUCCCUGGACCUCCUGGCCCAGUUGGACUGCAAGGCUUGCCAGGUCCACCUGGUGAGAAAGGUGAAACUGGAGAUGCUGGUAAACAGGGUCCACCUGGCCCGCCAGGGCCCAGAGGACCGUCUGGACCUCCUGGAGCUGAUGGCCCUCAAGGACCUCCUGGUGGUAUUGGAAAUCCUGGAGCUGUUGGAGAAAAGGGAGAUUCUGGUGAACCGGGAGAGCCUGGACUUCAAGGAGAAGUCGGUCCUCCAGGACCAAGAGGAGAACGAGGAGAAAAGGGUGAGGCAGGUCCUGCUGGCACAGCUGGACCUCCUGGCCCCAAAGGUCCCCCUGGAGAUGAUGGUCCCAAAGGAAGUCCGGGCCCAAGUGGUUUCCCUGGUGACCCUGGUCCACCCGGAGAGCCUGGUCCUGCUGGUUUAGAUGGUCCACCAGGAGACAAGGGAGAUGAUGGAGAACCUGGUCAGCCAGGCUCUCCUGGACCAACUGGAGAGUCUGGUCCCUCAGGGCCACCAGGCAAACGGGGACCUCCUGGACCUGCUGGACCAGAGGGCCGACAAGGCGAGAAGGGAGCCAAGGGAGAGCCUGGUUUGGAGGGUCCCCAGGGAAAGACUGGUCCUGUAGGUCCCCAAGGUUCACCUGGAAAACCUGGCUCAGAGGGCCUCAGAGGAAUCCCUGGCCCAGUUGGAGAACAAGGUCUUCCUGGUGCCCCAGGGCCAGAUGGGCCUCCUGGACCUAUGGGCCCUCCAGGUUUACCAGGCAUGAAAGGAGAUUCAGGUGUUAAAGGUGAAAAAGGCCAUCCUGGCCUCAUAGGCCUAAUAGGACCCCCAGGUGAACAGGGGGAAAAGGGUGACCGGGGUCUUCCUGGUCCUUCAGGAGCAUCAGGUCCAAAAGGAGAUAAUGGUAUUGCUGGUCCACCCGGUCCUCUUGGCCCAGUUGGUCCACCUGGAUUACCUGGCCCUCCUGGUCCCAAAGGAGCCAAGGGAUCAUCCGGCCAAACAGGACCAAAGGGAGAAACUGGAACACCUGGACCACCAGGUCCGCCUGGCCCUCCUGGUGAUGUUAUCCAUCCACUGCCUAUCCAAGCCCCUGUGAAAGGUAGAACACGCAGAAACAUAGAUGCCAGCCAGAUAGUGGAUGAUGCCUCUGUAGACGCCAAUUACAAGGACUAUGAUGAUGGCAUGGAGGAGAUCUUUGGAUCACUGAACUCUCUAAAACUUGAGAUUGAGCAGAUGAAGCAUCCACUGGGAACACAAGGCAACCCUGCACGGACCUGCAAGGACCUGCAGCUCUGCCACCCUGAUUUCCCAGAUGGUGAAUACUGGAUUGAUCCAAACCAAGGCUGCUCUCGAGACUCCUUCAAGGUGUAUUGCAACUUCACAGCAGGAGGGGAAAGCUGCAUAUUCCCAGAUAAAAAAUCAGAAGGGGCUAGGCUUACGUCUUGGGCUAAGGAGAAUCCUGGUUCCUGGUUCAGUGAAUUCAAACGUGGUAAACUGCUCUCCUAUGUGGAUGCAGAGGGAAACCCCAUCGGAGUGGUCCAGAUGACCUUCCUGCGGUUACUGAGCGCAGCAGCUAGGCAGAACCUUACAUACAACUGCUACCAAUCUGUGGCCUGGCACGAUCAAGAGCAGGACAAUUAUGACAAAGCCAUCCGCUUCCUGGGCUCCAAUGAUGAGGAGAUGUCAUAUGAUAACAACCCCUUCAUGCAUGCUCUAGUCGAUGGAUGUGCGUUGAAAAAGGGCUAUGAAAAGACAGUACUUGAGAUCAACACACCAAAGGUGGAACAAGUGCCUUUUGUGGACAUCAUGUUUAAUGACUUUGGCGGCUCCACGCAGAAGUUCGGAUUUGAAGUGGGCCCAGCUUGUUUCAUCGGCUAAGACUGUUUACUGUGUGAAUGGAGGAAAAAAGCAUAUUUGUUUUCUCAGAAAAACAAUUUAAAACUAGGACAAUUCUAUUUGUAAAAAAGUACCUUCUCCUUAAAACAACAAGUACGAGUACAAUGAAAUCAAUGAGACAAAGGUGAUAUUUUAAAAGAAUAGAGGAAAGUGAAAAAGAGCAACCUUGAAACCUCAGUGUGCCUUCUCCAUCACAUGCAAGUUUUGAAACUGGAUGUCAGGUCAUGCCCCUCUCAUUUCGACUCUCUGUCCAGGAAGGCAGCACUGUGAGCUGCUGCUGUCUGAUGGCCGCACUGUUUACUGUGGACUUAAUAUCACUGAUAUCACACCUGGUAUCAUGCUUUACAUCAGACCUGCGUCUCUUCACAUGGCUUCUACACGUUUUGGUGUUCGCUCAUUCUCCACGGGAGCUUUGUUUGUGCAUAAUGAUCUUCCAAUUAUCUUGAAAUGGACCUUAUAUAUAAAUAUAUAUAAAUAAUUUUAUGUUUGUAAGUACAUUCUGUAUAUUUUUCCUGGUUAAGUGUGUUGUUUCUGGCUUCAAAACAUGCAUGUGACUUUAUCUUUGGAAGGUAAGGAAUCAACUGGGAAAGUAGCAUUCAAUUUUAGAAAUAUGGAAUACUUCAAUUGUUAAUUAGAGCAAAACAAAAAUGAGGAAGUCCUCUCUUGUUGCAGGUGUGGAGAACGGCUUGUUGUAAUUUAAGAACAGAAUACAAAUAAAACACAUUCAAGUUCUGUGAUAGUAUGUGACAAUUGAUUUCCAAAGAAAAAAAAAUACAUUCCUUCUUUUUGUCCCUGAGUGUUAUCCCUGUUCCAGUGGGAGUUUAACUUAAUAAAUGUCGGACUAUGCAAUGGCAGAUGAGGUCAUGGUUCACUAAAACACAGACCACAUAGGUGCUAUUUUCUCUCUUCUGUGGUGCUAUGUAAUAUUUUCUAUUUUAUACUGUCUGAUUGAAAUUGUAGAUGACUGCCCUUUAAGUAUUGUUGACUUGCAUUGCUGUGGUGUGUGCAUGCCACUUGCCUGCCUAUCCACAUACUGGCUGGUGCAGCUUGCCCAGAGUGUACCCUGCUUCAGUGGCCCAUGUCUGGCGAAUGGCAAUUAAUGACGUUGGCUUUGAACAUGGCUGUUUCAAGAUGCUGCAUUCUGGGCUUGUCUUUGGCUGGUAUGUGCCCAUCAUCGGUGCCGCAACAAACCUCAAGGAGUGGACGUGCCAAAUUGAUUUCCUCAAUCCCUUCCAACCAAAGUGUUUCGUGUAUAUUUUAAAAUCUAUUUUUGUAUGUAAAAAGAACUUGGGAAAAAAAGAAUCUGUACUUAUUAAUGAAUCAAUAAAUGUCACCAAAUUAGCAACACAAAUACGUAUGCAACACCAAAUACUGCUUGUUGUGCUCCUUUUUGCCAUGUUCUGAUGCUCAAUUUAAACUAUGCACUCUUUUUGCUUAUGACCACUAGUAUUGACCACAGAGUUGCCCCCCUGCAUAGGAUUGCUUUUUUAAUAAAAUGAGAGACUUGAACAAUGUCUGUUUAGUGAACUCCAUGCUUGUAGAUUCCUGGUAUUAUUUUUCAUGUCAUGCAAUACGCUCUUAAUCAGACAGAUCCUUUUGUAAAUUUUUCAAACCAGCCAAGGCUGCCAUCGUUUCUUGUGUUUGUAGAUUUCUAUGUGGUUGUUUGUUUGUUUGUUUUCACAAUCUUGUCAAACCUGUGUAAGAAUAGGAGGAUAAAAGAUAUUUGGUUUUUAUGUCAAUAAAUUCAAGUUUACUGUGGCCAUCCACUCUUGUAUGUCUUUUGAAGCAUUAAACCCUAUCUGUAUGCAUGAAACUGUAAAGUUUUUUUCUCUUGUUAUAUUGUGCCAUGACAUGAUCUCAUGCUCAUGUUUUCUAAUCAGGAUAUAGCAGCUUUUCCAUUGCUACCGAUAAACCAAAGGAUCAUGUCCAAAAUUGUGAAGUGCAGAGAAAAUGAUGAACUUGUAACUCUACCAAAGACAAUGUUUUUGUAGUAUAUUUAUUGUACUAUUUAAAAUCAAUAAAUGUAAAAUGAGACCAUA